This is a messenger RNA of Beauveria bassiana ARSEF 2860, 918 nucleotides long. RefSeq names its product HMG box protein. The coding region runs from base 1 to 918 and encodes 305 amino acids. The transcript is spliced from 2 exons. The record is from RefSeq and is a predicted model, not a curated record. Lineage: Eukaryota; Fungi; Ascomycota; Sordariomycetes; Hypocreales; Cordycipitaceae.
AUGCUGAGCCUCGUGAAUAGAGCCGUCGCCGGGCGCGCGCUCUCCGCUGCGGCCACAUCGACCAGCUCCAAGAUUAUCGUCCCAAUUUUCGCCGCCGCGGCGCCGCGCGUGCGUCGCUUUGCGCCCAUUGCUCGGAGCUUCACCGUGUCGGCCCGGGUUCGCUUCCCCGCCGCUGCCUCCAGCAAGAAGACAACCACCGCUGCUAAGAAGAAGCCCGCGGCAAAGAAGAAGCCCGCGGCGAAGAAGAAGAAGCCUGCUGCUAAGAAGAAGCCUGCGACCAAGAAGAAGCCUGCGGCAGCCAAGAAGAAGAAGGCCCUGACGCCGGAGCAAAAGGAAAAGAAGCAGCUCGCGCAGCUGCGAAAGAUGGCGCUGCCCAAGGGACCCAAGGGCAAGCCAACCAAUGCUUGGACUGUCUUCCUCGCCGACAAUGUCAAAGCCGGCAGUGGCGUGCCCCUGACGGACAAGGUCAAGGACAUUUCGGCCCAGUUCAAGAACCUCCCUGAACAUGAAAAGACGCGUCUCACUGAGCGCGCUCAUGAAAAUCUUGCGGCCAAUAAAGCUGCCCUCAAGCAGUGGGUCGAAUCGUACCCUGCCGGAGUAAUCUACAUGGCCAACCUGGCCCGUCGCCGCCUCGCGCGCAAGCUCGAAAAGAGGCGUCCCGCACUUCUUCCCGAUGAACGCCAAGCGAAGUCCGCACCCAGCGCCUACUCGCUCUUCAUCAAGUCGAACCACGACCAGGUCACCGCCGACACGCCCACCGACGCCUUCCGUCAGCUCGCCCUACAGUGGAAGUCGCUGCCCGAGUCGGAGAAGCAAAGAUACAAGGAUGCCGCCAGCGCGGACGUGCAAAAGAACCGCGAUGCUAUUGCGGAUCUGCGCGCCAAGGGCAAGGCCUACUGGACGGACAAGGGUCUGUAA